Fragaria vesca subsp. vesca is the source of this 951-nucleotide messenger RNA. Its product is annotated as cyclin-dependent kinase B1-1-like. The coding region runs from base 1 to 951 and encodes 316 amino acids. The record is from RefSeq and is a predicted model, not a curated record. Gene Ontology annotation, cellular component: nucleus. Gene Ontology annotation, biological process: protein phosphorylation. Lineage: Eukaryota; Viridiplantae; Streptophyta; Magnoliopsida; Rosales; Rosaceae. The transcript is spliced from 4 exons. Gene Ontology annotation, molecular function: cyclin-dependent protein serine/threonine kinase activity; ATP binding.
AUGGAAGGCUUUGAUAUAAUGCCGGAGAUUCACAGAGAAGAGCCACACAGCAUUGUCUACAGAGGCCUCUUCCGCUACCUCAACAACUUCGUCCUCAUCAAGAAGUUCCCCUACAACCAUGCCUUUCCCGACGGCGUACCUUGCUCCCUCUCCCGCGAGCUUCUACUCUACCAGAAACUUCCUCCAUCGGAUUACGUCAUCACACGCUUCGGCGUGGUCAGCCCCGUCGAGGACGGCCACCGCGUCCACUACCUUAUCUACGAGCCUUUCUUCUACGAUCUCGCCUUCAUCGCCGUCAGGCCCUUGCCGCACACUGUGUUCAAGAAGCUUCUGGUGCAGCUCCUCAGGUGCGUCAACCACUGUCACAGUAACGGCGUCAUCCACCGGAACCUGAACCCUAGGACUCUGCUUCUUGACACGACUCAAAAGAUCCUCAAGAUCGGAGAUGCGAUCGGUCAUUCUUUCACUUUCGUCGGCGAAACUGAGCACCCGGGGACAGUCACUCUCGCUUACCAGGCGCCGGAGGUUUUGCUUGGAGCCACCGAUUACUCAACUCCGGUGGAUAUGUGGGCCGUCGGAUGCAUCUUCGCUGAGAUGUUGACUGGGAAUGUACUCUUUGUCCGAUUCGGUGAUGAUCCUGAAGAAGCUAAUAAGCAGCAGUUGUAUGAGAUUUUCAGGCAGCUAGGAAAACCGACGUUGGAUCAGUGGCCAGGACUCACUGAUUUGCCGGCUUGGAAGAGCUACCAAGAAUGGGAAGGAGGGCCAAAGAUGAAAGCUCGUUUCUAUGAAGGCGGUUUGCCACAAGAUCUGGCUACAGUUGGGUUGGUAGAAGCUGGAGCUGACCUUCUAUCGACUUACAGAGUCUCAUUACCAACGAUAAAGGGGGUUAUAGGUCAUAGGCAGUCAUUGGUUGGGUUCAUUUUACCUUGGAAAGCUUGCAGCUCACAAUAA